CUCCGUCGGUUAGAACGCGGCGCGGGGGGCGCCGAGCCCGCAGGUUCGAUCCCCGUCGGGGGCAGCUGCGUCUCCCUGCCCCACGGCAGGGGGUUGGACUAGAUGUCCUUCCCGCCUCCCUCCCUCUCUCUGCUCCCUCCCUUCCAGCGGGAGGAGCCUCCGCCUGUCAGCCUCGCCUUGUGACCGGAAGGGCCGCGGCGCCGCCGCCGCCGCCGCCCGCGGAGGGAGAGACUCAGCUGCCGCUGGCUUCGCCACCGCGGCGGCGGGAGAGCCCCGGAGCAGCGCCGGCGGGGCCUGGAAGGAGGAGCGGGCUCGGCUCGCAGCGGAGGUCUCGGCGCGGACGGUCAACGGGGGCUGGGUAAAAAAAGACUGUACGCCCGCGCCUUCCUCGCCCCCCUCCUCCUUCCCGGCCCCUUCCCGGGUCUCCCUGCCUCUGCCUCGGUCCGGCACCCUUUGCUGGCAGGGGGUCAACCCCGCGCCGGCCCCGGGGUGGGCGUGGUGCCCUUGGGUGCUGGGGGUGUCGCUGCUGCUAGCCCAAGACUGCUCGCCUGGCCUGGUGCGCUGCUUGGUACAAAGCGCAGUUUCCCUUUCCGUAUCUGGGAGGGUUAUGGCCUACAAGAUGCUCCUAGCAAGCCCAGAGGCAAGAUGGCAACCGGUGUUCUCAGCAAAUGAAACUGAGGCACGCGCCUCUUAAAGCCACUGCUUAUAUCAGAGGCCAUCUGGAAAGCGCGAUGAGUGUCAAGGCCUUCAGGCUCGUCCCCGCGGUGGAGCGGGACUUGCUGAUGGGCGACAAAGCUCGGAUCAACAUCGAAUGCAUCGAGUGCUGCGGGAAGAACCUGUAUAUUGGAACCAAUGACUGUUCCAUCUACUACUUCCUGCUGGAAGAAAAGAACUCGCCAGCUGAGAAAACGUCCUUUUCCGUCUCCAAACAGCUGCACAAAUACCUGAGUUUUCGGAAGCCCGUGGGGGAGCUGAAAGCCGCGUCGGCGCUCAAUAGGCUCCUGGUGCUUUGCGACAACACCAUAACGCUGAUGAACAUGAUGAACUUGGAGCCCAUCCCCACGGGGGCUAGGAUCAAGGGAGCUACGAUGUUCACGUUGAACGAGAACCCCAUGAGCGGGGAUCCUUUCUGCGUUGAGGUUUGUAUCGUUUCGGUCAAGCGCAGGACCAUCCAGCUCUUCUUGGUCUAUGAGGACCGCGUUCAGAUUGUGAAGGAGCUUCUCACCCCGGAGCAGCCUUGUGCCGUGGCUAUAGACGGCCACUAUUUAUGCCUCGCUCUCACCACCCAGUACAUUAUUCUGAACUACGACACUGGCGUUUCCCAGGACCUCUUUCCUUACUCUAGCGAAGAGAGACGGCCCAUUGUGAAAAGAGUGGGCAGGCAAGAAUUCCUGUUGGCAGGACCUGGAGGAUUAGGCAUGUUUGCAACUGUUGACGGCAUUUCCCAGCGUGCUCCUGUUCACUGGUCAGAAAACGUGGUUGGUGCUGCCCUCUGCUUUCCUUACGUAGUUGCACUGGACGAGGAGUUCAUUACAGUGCAUAGUAUGCUAGACCAGCAGCAAAAACAAACACUACCCUUUAAGGAUGGUCAUAUCCUGCAAGACUUUGAAGGCAGAGUAAUUGUGGCUACCACCAAAGGGGUCUAUAUCUUGGUCCCACUACCUCUGGAAACACAGAUUCAGGAUCUGUUGGCCAGCCACAGAGUCGAAGAGGCAUUAGUCUUAGCAAAGGGAGCCCGAAGAAAUAUUCCGAAAGAGAAAUUUCAGGUUAUGUACAAACGAAUCUUGCAGCAAGCGGGAUUUAUACAGUUUGCACAGCUUCAGUUCCUAGAAGCAAAAGAACUCUUCAGAGGCGGCCAGCUGGACGUCCGGGAGCUGAUCUCUCUCUACCCCUUCCUGCUGCCUUCUUCCUCUUCCUUCAUGCGGACUCACCCUCCCCUCCACGAAUAUGCGGACUUGAACCAGCUGACACAGGGGGACCAGGAGAAGAUGGCCAAGUGCAAGCAGUUCCUCAUGAGCUACCUGAACGAAGUGCGCAGCACCGACGUGGCCAACGGCUACAAGGAGGACGUGGACACGGCACUGCUCAAGCUCUACGCAGAGUCUGGUCACGAAAGCCUUCUAGAUCUGCUGGUCUCCGAGAAUUUCUGCCUUCUCGCAGAUAGCGCCGCGUGGUUGGAAAAGCACAAAAAGUUCUUCGCGCUUGGACUCCUGUAUCACGCAAACGGUCAAGACGCAGCGGCACUACAGUUAUGGGUGAAAAUCGUUAACGGUGACAUCCAGGACUCAACACGCACAGAUCUUUACGAGUAUAUCGUCGACUUCCUUACGUCCUGCGCAGACCAUGAAUUGGUGUGGAAGUAUGCAGAGUGGGUCCUGCAGCGAAGCGAAGAGGUUGGUGUGUACAUCUUCACUAGAAGACCCUUGGAAGAAGAACAGAAGAACAGCUUUAAUCCAGACGACGUCAUCAGCUGCCUUAACAAAUAUCCCGUAUCACUAGUAAAAUAUCUAGAGUUCUUGGUUCUAGAAAGAAGAGUGAAAAAGGAAAAAUUCCACACCCACCUGGCAGUCCUUUACCUGGAGGAAGUCCUGCGUCUGAAAUCACUGGCCGCAGAGAAGAGUGAGGAAUUGAGCACAUCGCAGGCGAAGCUACGCAGUCUUCUGCAGAAAUCUGACCUUUAUAGAAUUCGUUUUAUUUUAGAUAAAAUCAGCGGCACAGAUCUUCACAUGGAGUGUGCGAUACUCUUUGGGAAACUGGAACAGCACGACAAAGCUUUGCAUAUCCUGGUCCACGAACUGAAGGACUUUGCUGCAGCGGAGGAGUACUGCGUGUGGAAUUCGGAGAGCAAAGACCUUCCUUACAGGAAGAAGCUUUUCCACAUGCUCCUUUCGGAGUAUCUAAAUUCCAGCACAUCGGAGCACCAGCUGGCCAUGGCGGCUGUAGACCUCCUAAACAACCACGCGGCCGAGUUUGACGCCGCCUGCGUUUUGCAGCUCAUACCGGACACCUGGUCGGUGCAGCUCCUCUCCUCGUUUCUCUGCGGCUCCAUGCGGGAAAGCAUCCAUGCACAAAGAAUGACGCAGAUCGCACUGGGCUUAGCAAAAGCGGAGAACCUCACUUACACGCACGAGAAGGUGAAGCUAAAAGGGAUCGCGACGGUUCUCUCGGACAGAAAGGUCUGCCAGAUGUGUCAAAGCCCUUUCAGUGAGCCUGCGUUCGUCAGGUACCCAAACGGCAGCAUGGUCCACACACACUGCGCUGCGAACCGACACGUGAAUUCCAGCACAAACCACCAUCUCUCCAGCCCCAGCGGACGGACAUGAAAUAUGCCCAAGGUAGUGCCAGACGCUGCGUUGGUUAACUCCUUGGAGUAACUGAAGGAGAUUCUGUUGGGCGAAAGAACAAAAAUAUGUCGAGGAGAGAGGAGUUUGCCCUGGGGUUGAUGGAGGAGAACUUUUGGUCAAACACGGCCUCUUAAACUGCUGAUCUCUUAUGAAUGUAGGCAGCACAAGAAAUUGCAGGUGUUUAUAUAACAAACAAAUACUUUCCUCACGGUAAGGGUGCUGGGGAGGGGGUGGGGAACGGAAAAGCUUUUUAAAAAUACAUAUACCUAUAUUAAAACGUGCACUGAAUCCGGUGAUCAAGUGGUCUAGGGAGGGGCUGAUGAGCAAAAACAUCUCUUCCCCAGAAAACUGAUUCUGUCUCUUGAAUAAGUGGCAUGAAGGAGCACUUUUCUCUUGAGAGUAGAGCAUAGCCUGCAUUAUGUUCUCUGCCGGGUCUAAAUUUUGCCUGCCGGGACAGCGUCAUGAACUUGUUCUGUGCUCUUGAUACUGUUUUUUUGUAAAAAAACAAAAACGAUUUGUUGCACUUUUGAGCCUUUGUCCUUUAUUCUCUGCCAUGCAAGUCCAUUUGUUACAAAACCUAUUGGAAGCGCUAGGACCCCAUGGGAGCUCCUGCUCAAAUGGGGAGGGAAUGAGAGGAGGCAUGAUGACAGGAUCACCAUGCUGUGAAAAAGCCACUGUUUCUGACACUACUUAUUGCAGCGAACCACCUGGAUUCAUAAACCAUCGACCGGAGGUGGGUGUGGGUAGGUGGGUGGGAAGGAAGAGUCUUUAAUAACUGUAACGACUUAUUUAUUAUCAUACAGAUGUUCUGUAAAUACAGUGGAAUGAAAUGGUUUUUAUAUCGGCAUUCCCCUAGAGCAAACACAUGCAACCGGUAAUUCCAGGUAUAGCUUUUGAAGAGUCUACACCUGAGGUUAUGUGAAGAAACAAUCUGCGGUUCUGAGCUCCUUUGCAAGAGUGGGUUCCUUCAAAGGGAUUAAGGGAUGCAGUCACUGCAACGUCCGUGGUUGCAUCGCGAUGGUGCGCAGUAAGCUUGAUAACACUUAAUAAAUGCUCUGUGGAUACGGAA
Podarcis muralis (Common wall lizard) is the source of this 4413-nucleotide messenger RNA. The record is from RefSeq and is a predicted model, not a curated record. NCBI's taxonomy places the organism in Eukaryota, Metazoa, Chordata, Lepidosauria, Squamata, Lacertidae.